Messenger RNA from Branchiostoma floridae (Florida lancelet), 1263 nucleotides. RefSeq names its product G-protein coupled receptor 84-like. The transcript is spliced from 2 exons. Gene Ontology annotation, molecular function: G protein-coupled receptor activity. Gene Ontology annotation, biological process: G protein-coupled receptor signaling pathway. Gene Ontology annotation, cellular component: membrane. Lineage: Eukaryota; Metazoa; Chordata; Leptocardii; Amphioxiformes; Branchiostomatidae. Bases 1 to 1263 code for a protein of 420 amino acids. The record is from RefSeq and is a predicted model, not a curated record.
AUGCCUACUGCUGGAGAGUACAUUCUUGUUGUCUCCAACGGAAUCACCAUUGUCCUAACUGUGGUUGGUGGCCUCCUCACCAUACUGACCAUCUGGACACGUCCGGCCCUACGGAGACUGGUCAACGCUCCCCUGGUCAGUCUCGGAUGUGCAGAUAUCCUUUACGCCACUUUUUACUCCCCCUUAUGGAUCCAUCAAAUCCUAAACCCCCAUUGGGAGCCCCCAACAGCACUGUGCUGGCUUAUGGGCUAUGCCUCCCCAGUGCUGUGGGGGAUAUCGCUAGCCCACAUGUUGUGUAUCGCUCUUCAGCGUUACUUCAAGAUCUGUACCCACAGUACACGUCUGAAUUCCACGUCUGCCCUCGUUGUCAUGCUCUUGCUCGCAUGGUUGGUCCCCAUCGUUUCUUUCUUGCCUCUUUAUCUCAUUGAGGAAGUCAAGGUCGACCCGAAGUUGAAACGGUGCGCCCUGGGAAAUUCUGACAAACUCUGGGCAAAGAUUCCCCCAGGCAUUUUGAACUUAAUGCUCCCAUACGUUGCAGCACUCGUCUUUUACAUUCUCAUCCAGAAUCAUGUGAGGAAGAGUAAGAACCGAGUCCAGGCUAAUGCACAGGGCCCUUCUGCCGGUUUGGUAGUGCAGGUCGUACCAGUGGAAAUUGAUAGCGCCGGUCCUUCUGCAAGCACAUGUAUCACCAAGAUGACUAAGCCUUUAAAAGAUACAAAGGCUAUAAAAUGGGUGGGGGAUGACAAUUCCUCAUCUAGCCAUGACGGACCAAUAGGCAAAGAUUGCAUAGAGCCAGGUAAAACCAAAGGUAGCAACCUGGUUGCUACAGUGUCAGGCACAGGUAAACAAGAACAGGGCAAAAAAUCCCCAUCAAGCGAUGAGAAACAAAAAGAUAAUGGCCACAAUGAGCCAUAUAGAGCCAAAGGCAUCACCCUAAAUGCUGCUACAGUGUCAGAUCAGGAAGACAAAGAUGAACGACAGCCACACGUUGUCUCGGGUGGCAAGUCACAAAACAGUAGCGCCGCCGAAAGGCAGAUCACCAAAAUGAUGAUGAUACUGUUUGCUGUGUACACCAUAUGCAAUCUGCCAAUUUUCCUCAUGGGAAUGUUCUCCAGUUAUGUACCAGGUGAAGCCUUCACUGUCGGCCACUUGCUGGCCUCAGUGAGCGGCGCCCUGAACCCAAUCGUAUACGGCGUCAUGAACAAAAACAUUCGCCAGGGGUACAAGCAUAUCUGGGACAGUAUUCUCAACUUCAUAACGUGA